Messenger RNA from Aspergillus saccharolyticus JOP 1030-1, 1701 nucleotides. RefSeq names its product efflux pump antibiotic resistance protein. The transcript has 8 exons. Lineage: Eukaryota; Fungi; Ascomycota; Eurotiomycetes; Eurotiales; Aspergillaceae. The coding region runs from base 1 to 1701 and encodes 566 amino acids. Gene Ontology annotation, molecular function: basic amino acid transmembrane transporter activity. Gene Ontology annotation, biological process: basic amino acid transport; transmembrane transport. Gene Ontology annotation, cellular component: fungal-type vacuole membrane. The record is from RefSeq and is a predicted model, not a curated record.
AUGACGAUCGCAUCGGCCAGCUCAGAUACCUUGAGGGCAGAAGCGGACAUCAAUGAGACAACCCCUUUGAAUCCAGCAGCUCUGGAUACAAAUGUCUCCAAUGUCUCGGAUUAUCAAAGUGUCUCCAAGGGACCGAUUAGUGAUGUGCAGAGUAGUCAUGAUACCGAUGAAGAACGCCCGCUAGUCAGUCCAGCGUCGACUCCAGACCCAAACAAAGUGCAGGCACUGGCUAGCGUCAAGACCAUCAUCGCUGUGCUACUCCUUGGCGAGUUCCUCUCCAACGCAGAUGCCACACUCGUCAUGGCUACCACAGGGAAAAUCUCAUCCGAGUUCGAUCGUUUGCGCAAUGCCAGCUGGCUGGCCACGGCUUUCACUCUCGGUCUUUGUGCCGCACAGCCCCUGUACGGCAAACUGAGCGAUAUCUAUGGUCGUAAGCCGCUGCUGCUAUGGGCCUAUUUUUUCUUCGGCCUCGGAUGCGUGAUUAGUGGAAUCGGCACAAGCAUGUUAGUGGUGAAUCUGGGUCGUGCUAUCAGCGGUAUUGGUGGUGCUGGGACGAUGGCAAUGGGUGUGAUCAUCAUCACAGAUAUCGUUCCUCGACGAGAUGUGGCUCAUUGGCGUGCGUACGUCAACAUUGCUAUGACUCUGGGCCGGAGCGCAGGAGGUCCUAUCGGUGGAUGGUUGGCGGAUACUGUCGGAUGGCGAUGGUCUUUCCUUCUCCAAGGUCCCCUCACUGCACUGGCUGCCUUACUCGUCGUCUGGAAGCUGAAGCUUACGACUCCGACCACAAACAAGGAUAUCCGCAGGGUCGACUUCCUCGGCACCCUUCUCAUCGCCCUUGGCGUCAUAACCACGACCCUCAUUCUCGACCAAGCUGGGAAAGCCUUUGCUUGGGCCUCUCUGACGACCGUCUUUCUUAGCGCCAUUAGCGUGGCUGCAUUUGUUGCGUUCGUCAUUGUCGAGCUUUUUGUGGCUGUGGAACCGAUCUUCGACCUACGUAUCUUGCGCCGGACCAACGUGAUCCCUAGUUACUUGAUCGGCUCUCUGCAAAUCUCAGCUCAGGUUGGUAUGAUGUUCUCGGUUCCUUUGUACUUUCAGGUCACGUCUCGCGCCUCUGCCACCGUUGCGGGCGGACAUCUGGUUCCUGCAGUGAUUGGAAAUACGCUUGGCGGCUUGAUUGCCGGUGCCUCGAUUCGACGCACUGGCCAAUUUAAGGUUUUCUUGAUUGUGGCUGGGUUAAUUGCUUCGGUCACCUACCUGUUGCUCUUCCUCCGCUGGAAUGGUCAUACUGGCUUCUGGGAAUCAUUGUAUAUCAUCCCGGGGGGUAUGGGAACCGGCUUCGCGUCAGCUGCAGCCUUUGUCAGCAUGACCACCUUCCUAGUGCCCCAGGAGAUUGCCAUGGCGACGGGAGGCUAUUUCCUCAUAUUCAACUUUGCGAUGACUGCUGGCGUGACUAUCACGAACAGUGUGUUGGGAACUGUUUUCAAGCAUCAGCUAGAGCAGAAUUUGACAGGCCCGGGUGCAAAGAAGAUCAUCGAACGAGCUCUAUCCGAUACAGACUAUAUCAAUGGGCUCAGUGGACACAUUCACGAUAUCGUGGUCCGCGGGUACGUUUCUGGACUUCGGUACACCUACUUAUUUGCUCUCGCUCUCUCGCUGCUGGGGUCUUUUGUGGGCUGGACUGUACGGAAACAUCAGUUGUAA